ACAAGGUGAUGAUAACGUGAACGGAUGAUUGAUUGCUUGUGGUUUGAGAAAACCUCUCUCAAUUAUUUGACCUACCAACAUUCAUACGCAAACAACCAAUUCGAACCGAUCUGCUUGUGAUUGAUACCUUCAUCUUCUUGCUCGAUUUUUUUCCUUGAAAAUUAGGAAAUCAAUGGGACCAAAAGCUGGAACGUUGGUUAUUAUCUUGCUGGGGUUGACCUUGCUUUCCGACGCUAGAUCUUUAGACUCAGAGAAAGUUAUAAAGAAUGAAAAGGUUUGCACUCUGUGUGAGGAAUAUGUUAACGUUGCUAUCAGCUACCUUGAGAAUAACCAAACACAAGCACAGAUAAUCGAGGACCUUCAUGAUCGGUGUUCCCAUAUGCGCGGUUUUGCACAGCAGUGCGUAACUUUGGUUGACUACUAUGUCCCUCUUUUCUUCAUACAACUUGAGUCGUUUCAACCUCAAGAUUUCUGCAAGAGGAUGAAUCUUUGUGACAAAGUGGCUGCACUUGUAGAAGAAGCCCGUCAGGAUAGCUGCGCUGUAUGCCACAAGACUGUUUCAGAUAUUCUCAUCAAACUCCAAGAUCCCGACACACAGCUGGAUAUAGUUGAGCUACUUCUCAAGGGAUGCAAAUCGUUCAAGAACCAUGAGAAGAAGUGCAAGAAGUUGGUGUUCGAGUAUGGACCUCUGAUCCUCGUAAAUGCAAACGAUUUCUUAGUGAAAAAUGACGUCUGCAAACUCUUACGCGCAUGUCCAGACGAGAAAACGGUUCUAACGCAGCCCGGGACGGCAGAUUCUUGAAUGUUAAAAUGAUGGUUGCAGGAAAUCCAACCGCUGUGUGUUGUGUUGAUAAGAACAGUUGGAGACUUUGUGAACUGUCUGCAUGUAUGGACUUAGACACACGUUCCAUUCUGUAAACGUUUCUUUACGUUUGUGUAUAUGAUGAUUGCUACAAUUGUACCUCUAUAAUAAAUUAAUUGUAUCCUAUUCAGGAUUCAGGUUAUUGACA
Messenger RNA from Brassica oleracea var. oleracea, 1010 nucleotides. RefSeq names its product prosaposin-like. Bases 173 to 802 code for a protein of 209 amino acids. Gene Ontology annotation, biological process: lipid metabolic process. The transcript has 6 exons. NCBI's taxonomy places the organism in Eukaryota, Viridiplantae, Streptophyta, Magnoliopsida, Brassicales, Brassicaceae. The record is from RefSeq and is a predicted model, not a curated record.